Messenger RNA from Sitodiplosis mosellana (orange wheat blossom midge), 4449 nucleotides. RefSeq names its product arrestin domain-containing protein 1-like. NCBI's taxonomy places the organism in Eukaryota, Metazoa, Arthropoda, Insecta, Diptera, Cecidomyiidae. Gene Ontology annotation, cellular component: cytoplasm. The transcript is spliced from 5 exons. Bases 1530 to 3119 code for a protein of 529 amino acids. The record is from RefSeq and is a predicted model, not a curated record. Gene Ontology annotation, biological process: protein transport.
GUCAGUACGAAAAUGGUUUGUUUAUAUUUGCUGGGUGAAGAGACAGAAAUAGUGUUCAUUUACAUAUGAAGAGAAGAAGAAGAAGAAGAAAAAAAACGCAGAGAAUUUUUGGCACAAGUACACACAUUCACGUUUUGUUCGACAUACAGCCAAUAAUGAACGCAGUAUUGUGAGUCCACCACCAGUUUGCAAAGAAUGUCGAACGUUGCAUAGCACUAAAAUCGACCACACACUACACAGAAAAGAAGCGUAUUUCAACAUUCAACACGAAAAAAACUAAAACUAAAGAGGUGCACAAAGGAAUAAAGCAUAAAAUACAAACGUAGCGAAAAGUUAAAAUUUGUUGCUUUUUAAACUUGGCCUACACUACGUCAGUCGCUGUGUGUAUCGACUGUGCGUGUGAAUAAAGCGAAAAAAGAAUAGAAUGAACAAAAAUAAUCGUGUGUUUGGAGUUGUGUGUGAUUCACACAGUGUGAAUGUGUUUCAUAAUUAUUUGUCGUACACCGAAUUGUUGGCAAUUAGAUGCGAUUAAUCCGUGGACGCUUUGUUUUUCAUUUUCUGUUGUUUCAAUUUCGGUCGAUGUGAUUGUUUGCGUGAGCGCAAGUAACAAAUUCUAGGUUGGCUUCAGUUCUACAUCACAUAAUAUUACUGACUGGUCACCAAACGAAAAUGUCAAAAUCAUCACACUCAAAUCGAUUUAGAGGCAUUCAUAUGAUUUGUCAACCGAAUUGGAAUUAGAAAGAAACAAAAGGACUUAAUUGUAAAAAUCGGGUCUAAAUUAAUUUGAACUCUUCGUUGCUAUUCCAUUGUAAUGCAGAGAGAAUGAAUUAGAGACAAUAGGCAAAUGACACAAUUGAAAUUCAUGUGAACUUCCAUAUCGAAAUACAUUUUAUGACGACAAAGACGAUGACUACGAUGAUGAAGAUCAUUCAACGUGCAUAAUGUGAUCACGACGAUGCAAACAAUCGACGACCAAUGGCCGUGUAUCAUGUAAAUUAAAGCGUUAAAAAGCCACUUAGUUGCAUGUCCGAGUUCUAUUUUGCUGCAACGCACUUGAAUUGAAAUGAUUGUGUGUGCCAAGUGGAAAAUGUCGCGAGCGAGAGAGAGAAAAAGAAAGUGUUGAAAUUGACGUAAAAGCGAAACGAAUACGCUUCAUUCGUAUCGAAUUACAAAUUAGAGAAGCAAACGAAAAAAAAAAACAGGAAUUCCAAUUGAUUAAAUAGAGGAGAGACGAAUGCUACAAAAGAACAACGAAAAGACUGAAGAGGGCAACAACCACGACGACCCGUUAACUAAUUUUUUGUGUUACAGCUCUGCUCAUUUUGUGCGAAAUUCCUUUGUUUGGUGUUUUUUUGUGCGAAAAACGGUCGAACGGUCGCCACGGAAACUUGAUUAUUUUAUCAACUGCGCCCAUAUCCACUCACACAAACAUUGACUCAUUCACACAACACACACAUAUCUCGUUUGGCAAUUGUUGCAAUUUAAUGUGUAUUUUUUUGACUUGAAAAUUUGACGAAAAGAGAAAGAAAAUGAGUGAACAUUCGAACGAAAAUUCAUCGGCUGAGACGAAUGUCGAACCGACCGUCGAUCAAACGGAAUCAUCGAUCACAACCACAGCAUCGAUAGCCUCAUCAUCGCCGGCUACAUCACUUCAAUCAUUGUCAUUGGCCACCUCAGUGAAUGACGACAAAAAUGAAAAACUCAAAAUUACACUGGACAACCCGCUCAACACGUACUAUUCCGGUCAAACGAUCCGCGGUACGAUUUCGUUGAACUGUAAACAGAAGAAGAAAAUACGUGGAAUUUACUUUCGUAUCAUGGGAUAUGGCAAGUGUAGCUGGACGGAUUUAUUGCGGCGUGAAUCAGUUGCGAUUGAAGGCAAAGGUGAAAGAUCGGCCAUCAAAUACUCGGGCAAUGAAGAGUAUCUCAACUCAACUAUGUACAUUGUUGGCUCAAAAAAUGGUCCAUCAUUCACAUUACCGGAAGGCAUGACGAAUUAUGAGUUCUCAUUCAAUCUCAAAGCUGAGCUGCCGUCAUCAUUUUCGGGUGGGAGCGGCAAAAUCAAAUACAAAAUGGAAUUUGUGGUCGAUAAACCGUGGAAAUUCGAUGAAAGACAAACGGUUGUGUUGAACAUCGUUCAAACGGUGAAUUUGAAUUAUUCGCUGGGCACGUUGCAACCAUUUGAAAACCAACUGACACGAAACAUCGGCUACAUCGGAUCGGGCCCCAUUAGCUUACACAUUUUUGUGCCUGUUACUGGUUACGUAAUCGGUGAUAAGAUACCUGUACAGGCCAUUGUCACGAACCACAGCAAAGUGCAUGUGGAAAAGUUAAAGUUUGCACUGAACAAAAUCGUCGAUUAUCACAGCAAAGCACCUGGCUUGGCAAUCAAGAGAGAGAUACAUCGCCUGCUGAAGAAAGAGGCGGGUGGCGUUAGCAAAAAGACUGAACAAAGAUACGAACACAAAAUCGAUGUGCCAAUGACGACUCCCAGCCAGGACUCAAAGACGAGCCGAUUGAUCCAUAUCAAAUAUGAACUGAAAGUCGAAGCAAAACUCGGUGGUCUCUAUAAAAAUCUCAUGAUUACCGUACCAUUGACCGUUGGCAAUGUGCCACAUUCGAUAAAUGGUCGAGUGCAACCAGUGUUCCCGCAAUUGCCUGACUUACCACCUGGGCUAACGAUUCAACUACCACCGCACCCGGUUGGUUAUGACGUUCGCCGCCUCAGUAUGUCUUCAAACUCGAGCUUCCGCAUAACUUCCAAUUCAUCGCAUAGUGACAGCAACGCUUCGUCACACCAGUCUUCUAUGGUGCACGAUCAUUCGAAUUUAACGUUUCCAAGUUUGCCAAAUUCAUCGCUUGGUUCGACACAGGCCGCCAUCGCCAAUCUGUCGAGCUCAAUGCAAAACAUAUCGACCGGCAGCAGUGACUUUCAACCAUCUGCACCACCCAUGGAUCUCAAUACAGCGAAUGCUAGCAGCACACCCGUUCGACCGGCCACCGUUUACAUGGACGCUCCACCGUCAUACGACGAAGUCUUCGGCGCACCAUCCACUUCAUUCAAUCGAUCAAACUUCUCAAAUUCAUCAUUAUACAAUGCGUCAAUUGCAAAAACGUAACAUGGCAACCGAGUUCUGUGUCGGUCCCAUGAAUUGAAUCGAGUCUCAUUCGUUGGACGCCCCAAAACAAACGAAAACAGUGAUUUUUUUUUAUUCAGAUUUUUUUAUCACUUCAAGUAUAAUUGAACAAACAAUAAUUAUUGUAGCCAAAUAGAAAAUUUCUAUUAGAAAUGUGUCUGCUAUUUUCUGCUUAGCAAAAUGUAGUUAUGCCCAUGUUUAAAAGAUAUUUAUAUUGUUAUAUCUAGCCCAAUGUUGAGCAAAGCCGUUCUUGGUAUAGUUCUUUUUAUUUUUUUUUUGGAGGAAAUUGUGAAAACUGAGACAUUUUUAUCAGUUUGAUAAGAAAAGGGCUAUUUCAUGAACGGCUGUGACCAUAACGAACAAUGUUACUUGUAUUAAAACUCAUUGUAGGCACCACUAACUAAACUACACAACUCACUAUCGCACACUAUCCCAUAAUGAUUUUAAACCAUACACAUUGGUACUUGAGUUGACCUCUUGCCAUAUAAUUGUCAUCCAUCACCUACACAUAUGCACAAAUGCCCAACACGCGCAAAAUUGUCAAAAUUCAUCAAAUGAUUUUUAUUCACUUGAAAAUUCGAAAUUUUCUUUCUAAGUUUUUUCUUCUUGGAAACACAAACUUUAUUUAAAUACUCAUCAUUUUGAUCAAAACAAAUGUAAUAAUUCUUCAUUUUUAUCGAAGUGGUUCUAUUUUUACCCAACUCUGAGAAAAAUAUGAAACGGACUCAUUAGGGAUAAUCACAAGCCGAUAAACUGAACUCUUAAGCAAGACGGAUUAUUUGUUUGUUGUUUUUUUCUGAAUUUCAUGAAAACUUUUGGUUUAAUCAGUGAUUAUUAUAACUUUUUUUAUAACUAAAUAAUUCGAAUAAGAAUUUUAAAAGACAUUGCGAAAAUCAUGUCAGAUUAUUCAUUCAGAUUCAUUCAUAGACAUUGUGUGUUUUUCCCGAGAGUAUUUUAUUUUUAUUUUAUUUAUCAAUGUACUGAACAUGUACGCAAAAGUCUCUGGUAAGAGAGAAAAAAAAUCAUUUUUAUUUCUUGAAUAUUCUUCACAAUAUCGUUUUCCAUGACAUAGCUGAUUAAGUGGAAAUAACAAUUGAAAUUAAUUGAAACUGCCUUUUUGUAUAACCCAAUGCGUUGUCUAUCCAAACUAUUAAAAUACUGAAAUGUUUUUUUUUUAGAGAAAGCAGUAGAUUUUUCGCUUGUUGCGAUUUGUGCUUAACGCCAAAAUCAAUAAAAAAAAUUAAAUGGAAUCUUCCGUUUUUUUAAAUUAAGUUUUCAAAAAUAAAAUUUGUUUUGAAAAAUAUGAAAAAAA